AUGGCUAUUAUGAUAUAAAAAUAAUGGAAGGGAUACAAAGCAAGGAAGGCUUAUUUAUAGACCAAACUGCUGUUCAAUAAGUCUUAGAAUGACUAAGUAACCACAGAUAAGAAGAGUAAGAGGGGGAAGCAGAAAUAUUUUACCAAAGAAGAGUAUGAAUUAACAAUCAAAUCUGAAUCACUUUAAAGGGAAUAUAGAUCAAAAUAUAAAUUUAUUAGUGGAUCAACAUAUGAGGGAGAAUGGUUGGGAGAUAAGAGAGAUGGAUAGGGAAUACAAGUAUGGGAAGACGGGGCCAAAUAUAUUGGAUAAUGGAAAAAUAAUUAAGCAUUUGGUUAAGGAACCUUUUAUCAUGUCGAUGGAGAUGUUUAUGAGGGCGAAUGGUAAAAUGAUAAAGCAAACGGAUUUGGAGUCUACAAACAAUCAAAUGGAGUUAUAUACUUUGGAUAAUGGAAGGAUGAUUAUCAAUAAGGACAUGGAUAAGAGAAAUGGAUUGAUAAUUCACUUUAUGAGGGACAAUACUUUGAAGGUAAAAAGUAGGGAAGAGGGACUUAUAAGUGGCCUGAUGGCAGCUAUUUUGAAGGAGAGUGGUUUGAUAAUAAAAUAAAUGGUGAAGGAGAAUACGUUUGGGGGGAUGGAAGAAGGUAUAAGGGUACAUGGAAGGAUAAUAAAAUGCAUGGUUAUGGAGUGUAUCAAUGGGGAGAUGGCCGAUCUUAUCAUGGUGAAUAUGUUAAUGAUAAAAAAUAAGGGAAAGGGAAGUAUUUUUGGCCAGAUGGGAAGGUUCUAGAAGGAGAAUGGCAUGAAGGUAAAUAGAACGGAAGAGGUAAAUUUUUAAUGGCAGACGGAAGAGUGAAAUAUGGGAUGUGGAAUAAUGGAAAAAGAAUCAAUCUCGAAUGAUAAUAGGAAUGAAUAAGUAGUGUCUUAGAGUAACAAGAAUAAUAAGAGUAUUAUUAUUCAAUCUUUCUAUAAAUGUUAUAUAUUUAAUUAGCAAUAA
Messenger RNA from Paramecium tetraurelia, 991 nucleotides. RefSeq lists its product as uncharacterized. The record is from RefSeq and is a predicted model, not a curated record. Gene Ontology annotation, molecular function: protein binding. Lineage: Eukaryota; Ciliophora; Oligohymenophorea; Peniculida; Parameciidae. Gene Ontology annotation, cellular component: cytosol. The transcript has 4 exons.